AUGGCAUACACUCCAAGCCCACAGUCUCUGUUAAUCAUCUUUCGCAAACUCCUCAAUACCAUCAUCUAUUCCGCAGGAGAUUAUCCCCUACUUGCACGAACUCAUCAAUCCUUCCAAAAGGGCCCUGCUCAAUUCAACAGGGGUUUACUUUUAGCACCAAUUUCAGUUGGGAUUGUCCUUGACAUCCUAGUCCGAUACAUCAUUGGCCAUGUCUUAAUGUCUAUCUUAAUCCUCGAAACUGUGGGGAAGCAGGUCAAUGUGUCUAAGGUCGCAGACAAGAAGCUAGCUCCAUCAAGUCGUUACUUGUUGCAAACUAGUGCCGCCCUUUACCGCAGAGGAGGUUUCUCUCUUCUCCUCAAUGGCAUCUAUUCCGCUUGCACCUACUGGGUGAUGCACUCAUUGGUGACUAACCUAUCGACUAUUCUGCUUCCUAGUCAGGUAGCGUAUGUUGUUGCAUCGGUCCUGCUCGCGGAGACCCGUUUCUUCUGGACCGCGAAAACCAUCCUUCAGCGCGACCAGCUGCGCUUCGUGCCUAGCCCCCACGAUCUCCGCCGAUGGAGAGCUCUUGUGCUUCCCACAUUAAUUUAUUCCACGGCCGAGGCAGUGAUGGUGCAUUUCCCGGGGCUACUCAAUAGUCGUCUCGCUCCGGCGUCGAGCGAGAACGUCACAAUAGAGGGAUUGCCGUAUAUCGUGAGAUCCGACAUCCUGAUAUCGGCACUUAUGCUCUUUGCCCAGUUGUUUCUCCUCCUUCCCUCUUAUAUGGCGUUAAUUCUGGUGCAGGCCAGUCUCCUGCCACCCAUCUGCGAGACGAUUAUCUAUAGGCCAUCGCGACAGCAGCAGCAAGGUGUACGGGUAGGAGAGAUCUUUUCAGCAGUCAAGCAAGGACCCCUGCAGAUAUGGGAAGCGGCGCAGAUGAUCGGGACGGGAAGGUUGCUUUAUUGUCUGGAAUUGUACGGGAAGAUGUGUUUAUGUUUGCUUGUGAUUGCUGCUAUGGUACAUUUGACAGUCUAUUCUAUGUUGUAA
Molecule: messenger RNA, 1023 nt
Organism: Aspergillus piperis CBS 112811
Lineage: Eukaryota; Fungi; Ascomycota; Eurotiomycetes; Eurotiales; Aspergillaceae
Exons: 2
Coding region: 1-1023 (340 amino acids)
Source: RefSeq, a predicted model, not a curated record